AUGGCUCGUUGUGUCCCAAGAACGCGCGGAGCGGCGUCUCGCCUUGUCGCUCUCCACCCUUUCCUCGCCCAGCCCUCCAUCGCCGUCCACCCCGUCCCCCCGCCCGCAGCCGCAGCUCCCCCCUGCCCGCCGCGCCCGUCAUGGUUGCUCUCAACCGUUUCCGCUCUCCGCCCCGCGCCCACCUUCCCUUCCCCAAUUGCGCCUUCCGCUCUGUCCUUCCUCUCCGCCCCAUGCGCCCCUCCUUCCGCUUCCGCCCCUUCCGCCCCUUCCGCCCCUUCCGCCCUCCCACCCGCGCGCUCCCCCUACCGCAACUCCUCUUCUCCCGUUCCUUCCGCUUACCGUGACGCCUGGCCACAUGUCGCCCGCGAAUUCAGCAGCAUCGCGGAAACCAGCGGCGGCGGAAGUGGCGUGGCGGCGGAGGCGGCGGAGGCGGCGGACGCGCCCCCCGGGGGAGCUGGCGCGGGGGAGGCGCCACCCGGGGGAGGCGUUUUCCACAAUAUCCGGGUGGAGCUUGUGGCGGACGGGCAGGUUGGGUUAAUUACCCUGGCACGGCCGAAAGCGCUGAACGCGCUGUCGCAGGCGGUUAUGGGGGAGGUGGUAUCUGCGCUGCAGUGGAUGGAGCAGAAAGAGUCGGUGGGCGCGACGGUGGUAACGGGUGAGGGGCGCGCGUUUGCAGCCGGGGCAGACAUAGCGGAGAUGGCGCCGCUGACCUUCGCUGCUGCUCUCAAGGGGGACUUGCUGGGGCAGUGGGAUGAGAUGCGACGCCUGAAGAAACCGGUUAUCGCUGCUGUCAACGGCUAUGCCUUGGGCGGAGGGUGCGAGCUGGCGAUGAUGUGUGACGUCAUACUAGCCGGUGAAAAGGCCGUGUUCGGACAGCCCGAGGUGAAGCUUGGAGUGAUUCCCGGGAUGGGCGGCACGCAGCGUCUUACCCGCGCGGUGGGCAAGGCGCGCGCCAUGGAGAUGAUUCUCACGGGCGAGUUCUUCAUGGACGCGAAUGAAGCGGCGCAGGCUGGACUGGUCAGCAGAGUGGUCCCAGGUCCACAGGAAGAGCUAGUGAGAGCAGCCAUAGCAACAGCCGCCAAGAUAGCAUCGCUGUCGCAACCAGCAGUGGCCAUGGCAAAGCAGAGUGUCAACGCGGCCUUUAACGGGUCGCUGGCUGAAGGGCUGGCUGAGGAGCGGGCGCUGUUCCUCUCGUGCUUCGCUCUUGCCGACCAGAAGGAAGGCAUGCAGGCGUUUCUGGAGAAGAGGGCUGCUCACUUGAAGCAUGAAUGA
Messenger RNA from Closterium sp. Naga37s-1, 1272 nucleotides. NCBI's taxonomy places the organism in Eukaryota, Viridiplantae, Streptophyta, Zygnematophyceae, Desmidiales, Closteriaceae. The record is from the annotation of a GenBank genome assembly.